AUGGCGGCUUAUGGUGCAUCGGUUUCUCUUAAGAAUACAAUUCAGCGUAUUCUACAAUCGUCUCGUAUUUCGCUGGUUCCUGCCUCUCUACAAAUCUUACAAUCCGCAAACGAAUCCAUGUGCCGUCUGCAAAAAGUUCUGCUAAAAUUAGACGACACCAGCUGUAAGAAGAUCAGGGCGAAGGUGAAUGAUUUGGAUGAACGAAUGAAAGAGGUCGUAUGGGAAUUCGAAGAUUUACUAGAAUCUCAUGUGUAUGAACAUAUUCUUCCACAACUCGAAGGUGAGAGAGAUCGCUUGUCUUUCUAUGUAGAUCUGCAGAGUCUGCGGCAGAGUGUUGAUUGCUUCAUCGAGAGGGUGACGGUGAUGGAGGCGGAAUACGAUAAUGAACUACUGAAUAUGCAUGAAGAAGAAGGUGAACCUCUUUCCUCAAGAAUUGAUUUUGGUGGAAUCAACUCAAAGAUGGUUGGAUUAUCUGAUGAAUUUGAACAAGUCAAGGAUUAUUUGAUCAAUGAUAGAGGGAAUCGGUUGUUAGUUACUGGGAUGGCAGGGGUUGGAAAGACAGCUCUUGCUAAGAAAGUAUUUGACGAUUCAUUGAUUCAAAGACGUUUCGGGCAUCGAGCAUGGAUCAAAGUGGGCAGAAAAUGUGAAUUCAAGGAAACAAUACGAUGCAUUCUAGCUCAAGUGGAUCCCAACACUCACGGCCAAAUUAUUACCCUAGCGGACGACAAUGACGGCCAGGAAUUAGUUGGACUCUUGAAAGAGAGAUUGAAGGAUAAGAAAUGUCUCAUUGUGUUUGAUGAUGUAUGGGAAUGGGAUACACGAGUGAUGUAUAACUUGCAUGAAGAGAAUGUCCGGAUCUUGAUCACAAGCAGACUAAGAAUUGAAGAAUUGAAUAAUCUUGCUACUAAGGCUACGUUACGGUUGUUGAAUAUAGAAGAAAGUAAGAAAUUACUUGGUGAGAGGCUGUUUGGUGAAGAGGGGUUCCCUCCUCACCUUGAGAAAUUGGGUGAGAAGAUUGCCUACAAAUGUGAAGGUCUUCCACUUAUGAUAGUCACAGUUGCAAAGCUUCUAUCCAAAGAAGACAUGACCCGACAAUAUUGGACCGAGGUAGCUGAAAAGCAGCAUAAUUCAGUCUUUGUGGAAGCAUAUAAUCAAAUAUCAGAGGUACUUUUCCCAAGCUAUGACUAUCUACCUCAAUAUUUUAAAAUGUUUUUUCUCUAUUUGGGCGCUUUCCCUCCAUAUAGUGAUAUCGAAAUACACAACCUUUUUGAUCGGUUGUGUGCUGAGGGGUUUCUUGAACCAACUGGAGAACAAACUUUGGAAGAUUUCAUGGUCGAAUGCUUGGUUGUGCUUGCUCACAAGUAUCAUCUUGUUUUACUCGGAUUUGAUCAAGAAUCUUGGUUUUUGAAGAAAGAGUUACACGUGCAUUCGUGUUGGCAAUACUUGUGUAGGAAAGAAGCUAGUAAGAUCAAGUUUUUGCAUGUUUUACAAAGUUUUGAUGACGUUGUGAAAGAUCAACGUCGGUUAUGUGCCCAUUCCAAUACUUUAUUUGCCUUCAAGGAAGUGCAUGAAUCAAUCAAAAGUGAUUGUGCACCCACUAACCGGUCUCUCCUUUGUUUGGGUCCUUUUCACCAAUAUCCGUUGCCAAUAAAUGCCAUGGAUUUUAAGUUGCUCAAGGUAUUGGAUGCUCUUCAGGUUCGAUAUUACCAUUUCCCACUUGAAAUUCUAAAAUUAGUCUGUCUGAACUACCUUGCCCUAACUUGCAACAAAGAGCUCCCCGUUUCCAUAUCCAACCUUUUUCACCUUCAAUUCUUAAUUAUCUUUCAACAUACAAACAUUAAGAAGCGCGGAGCUAUCUCGUAUAUGCCGGUGGAAAUAUGGGACAUGCAACAACUACAACAUAUUUAUGUUGUGGGAAGAGACCUACCGACCCCUAAUUCUGAUGUUACAUUGGACAAACUAUCCAGUCUUGUUGGUGUGAGUACAAUGAGUUGCACCACAGAUAUUCUCAAAAGAAUCCCUAAUUUAAAGGAAUUAAUUAUUCAGAUGGAGUUGAAGCCUUAUGAUGAUGACAAUGAUAGCAACUCAUUGAAUGGAUUGGAAUAUAUCUCAGAAGAACUCCGAAAUUUAGAGGCACUUUCAUAUUUUGUGAAGAACCCUGAAUUGAAGUAUGAGUGUAGGGUUCCUCUUUCAGUGUUCCCAUCAAGUCUGACAAUAUUGCAUUUGAGUGGCUUGGGGUGUCCAUGGAGGUACAUGAAUGACAUUGGUGUGCUACUACCAAAUCUUGUGAAUCUCAGGUUAGAACACUAUGCCUUUCAAGGCUCAGAGUGGAAUAUAGAAUCAAAGUGUUUUUUGAAACUUGAGAAACUUGUAAUGGAAGAUACUGAUUUGGUGAGAUGGAGAGCCCAACAUGGAAGCCUCCCAAGGCUUGACCUUCUAAGCAUACGACAUUGCUACAAAUUACAACAACUCGAUUGGAUGUGCAGUCCCUCAACGGUCACAACUCGUACCAUUGAAUUAGUUGAGUGCAAUCCUUUAGUUGUCGCUUCUGCCUUGCAAUUGCCUGAAGAUCACUUUACAGUUCUUUGGCAAUCUUCGUUUUGA
This is a messenger RNA of Salvia splendens (bonfire salvia), 2604 nucleotides long. RefSeq names its product putative late blight resistance protein homolog R1C-3. Gene Ontology annotation, biological process: defense response to other organism. The record is from RefSeq and is a predicted model, not a curated record. NCBI's taxonomy places the organism in Eukaryota, Viridiplantae, Streptophyta, Magnoliopsida, Lamiales, Lamiaceae. The transcript has a single exon. Bases 1 to 2604 code for a protein of 867 amino acids. Gene Ontology annotation, molecular function: ADP binding.